This is a messenger RNA of Yarrowia lipolytica CLIB122, 813 nucleotides long. RefSeq lists its product as uncharacterized. The record is from RefSeq and is a predicted model, not a curated record. Gene Ontology annotation, molecular function: transcription coregulator activity. Gene Ontology annotation, cellular component: mediator complex. NCBI's taxonomy places the organism in Eukaryota, Fungi, Ascomycota, Dipodascomycetes, Dipodascales. Gene Ontology annotation, biological process: regulation of transcription by RNA polymerase II.
AUGAACUCGUCGGCGCCCAGUCCGGGGCCCUCAUCCCGGUUGUACCGGAGUAUCAACUCGCGCGACGACCUUUCCCAGCAACGCUACGUGCUUCGUCCGCCCGACGACAUUCACCCGCUAGUGGAUCCGGCGCGGAUCGGCGAUUCCGUCUACCCAGACUUCUACCCAUGGAAGCGGUCGACCGACGAAGAAGAUGCUCGCAUGGUCGACAACCUGCAAAAGGGCUACGCAGAGCCGCCGUCGGUCCCGCACGAGUCGCAGAGCGCCAAAAAGAGCAUAGCGUCACUCCUCCGCAUCAAAUCCAACAUGACAGCGCUGAGCUGCUUCAUCAUCACGGCCAUGCACAUCAGAGUCGACACGUGCCGAAUCACAACCCCAGGCACCUUCAAACCGCCACCCAGAGUCACGCUUACAGACCACAAACGCGAGGCAUGGCUCAAAGACCUAGCAAACCCGGCAGUUCCGCUCAGAAAGCUGUCCCGUACCAUCCCACAUGGAAUCAGAAACAAGGUCCUGCUGGACCAGUGCUGCGCCAAGCGAAUCGCUCCGUCAAGAGCAGUGUGGUUCGCCCGCUGCGUCGGCGCAAACGAACUGCGUGGUCUCAAACGAAAAGGUCACCACCAGAUGGGCAACAUGAGCGAGGCCAUCUGGCUUCAGGAAUGGACCGAGUGCGUGGUGGACGUGCUGCAACGGUCGUCGGUAGCGUUUCUCAGGGCCGAAGGCGAACCCCAGGCCCGACAGACUGCCAAACAAAAUUUUGCAUACAUGGUCCGUCUGGCCAUGCAACUCUACUAUGAAGACAUCGUCGAUUAA